Symphalangus syndactylus (siamang) is the source of this 8931-nucleotide messenger RNA. It is a transcript of the gene GREB1L, whose product is annotated as GREB1 like retinoic acid receptor coactivator. Gene Ontology annotation, biological process: multicellular organism development; kidney development. The record is from RefSeq and is a predicted model, not a curated record. NCBI's taxonomy places the organism in Eukaryota, Metazoa, Chordata, Mammalia, Primates, Hylobatidae.
AGAGAGACGCCAGCCGCCGGCGGCGCUAGCACCUCGGAGUCGGGCGGCCGGAGCAGCGGAGCGCAGCGCGGCGCAGGGAACGGCACUGGGGGUUGGGAGACCAGCCCGGCCGAGCCGAGGGCCACCCCCUGGUCCUCUGCCCUCGCGCCCCGCCAGGGCCAGGUGCACAAAAAGCUUUAAACAAGUUAAAAUCUAGGCAACAGACUCCGUGAAGUGUUGACUGCCCAACUUAAUCAUGACUGUGAUUCAAAAAUGUUAAUAAAUAAACCAAGGUGUAGAUCAUGGGGAAUUCAUAUGCUGGGCAACUGAAAUCUGCUCGAUUUGAGGAAGCUCUCCACAACUCCAUAGAAGCCUCCCUCAGAUGUAGUAGUGUGGUACCGCGGCCAAUUUUUUCCCAGCUAUACCUGGACCCUGACCAGCAUCCUUUCUCAUCUGCAGAUGUCAAACCCAAGGUGGAGGAUCUGGACAAAGAUUUGGUAAACCGCUACACUCAAAAUGGAAGUCUGGAUUUUUCUAACAAUCUAACAGUUAAUGAAAUGGAAGAUGAUGAAGACGAUGAAGAAAUGUCUGAUUCAAACAGCCCACCAAUUCCCUAUUCACAAAAACCUGCCCCAGAAGGAUCUUGCACUACGGAUGGUUUUUGUCAAGCAGGAAAGGAUUUGCGUUUGGUAUCACUGUGUAUGGAACAAAUUGACAUCCCAGCAGGAUUCCUCCUGGUGGGGGCCAAGUCUCCCAAUCUGCCUGAACACAUCCUAGUUUGUGCUGUGGACAAGCGAUUUCUACCGGAUGAUCAUGGAAAAAAUGCACUUUUAGGGUUUUCUGGAAAUUGUAUUGGCUGUGGAGAAAGAGGAUUUCGAUAUUUCACGGAAUUUUCCAACCACAUUAACUUGAAGCUCACCACUCAGCCAAAGAAGCAGAAGCACUUAAAGUACUACCUAGUCAGAAGCUCCCAGGGUGUACUGUCUAAGGGACCUCUUAUCUGCUGGAAAGAAUGUAGAAGCCGACAAUCCUCUGCUUCUUGCCACUCUAUUAAACCAAGCUCUUCAGUGUCAUCAACUGUGACCCCAGAAAAUGGGACAACUAAUGGAUACAAAUCAGGAUUCACUCAGACAGAUUCGCCGAUUCUCAGUCCAGCUAAUUCUGCAAUCAAUUUAAGUGGAGCUCAGGACCUGACCCGGAAUAAGAAUGUUGUGAAACCACUGGCUUUAUCUUUGCAGGUUGUAGGGAAGACUUUUGCGGCAGAUGCUGCUAAUGGAAACAGUAGCCAUGGAGGGAAGGGCAGUGCAUCCAGCUCCACUCCAGCCCACACAGGGAAUUACUCUUUGUCACCAAGACCUAGCUGUGCAUCAGGAGAUCAAGCUACCAUGUUCAUUUCUGGGCCACCAAAGAAACGACACCGGGGAUGGUAUCCUGGGUCACCUCUCCCCCAACCUGGCUUAGUUGUACCUGUCCCUACAGUUCGCCCUCUUUCAAGAACGGAGCCCCUUUUAUCUGCCCCAGUUCCACAGACCCCACUAACUGGAAUUUUACAACCCAGGCCCAUUCCUGCAGGGGAAACUGUAAUUGUUCCUGAAAACCUGCUGAGUAACUCAGGAGUUAGACCAGUAAUUCUGAUAGGCUAUGGCACUUUACCCUAUUUCUAUGGAAAUGUUGGUGACAUUGUUGUGAGUCCUCUGCUGGUGAAUUGCUACAAGAUUCCACAGUUGGAAAACAAAGAUUUGGAACAAUUGGGGUUGACUGGCAGCCAAUUUCUGAGCGUGGAAAACAUGAUUCUUCUGACGAUACAGUAUCUUGUGCGGCUGGGUCCUGAUCAGGUACCUCUCAGGGAAGAAUUUGAGCAAAUUAUGCUGAAAGCUAUGCAAGAAUUUACUCUGAGAGAAAGAGCCCUGCAGAUAGGUGCUCAGUGUGUCCCUGUGUCACCAGGACAACUCCCCUGGCUUGCUAGAUUAAUUGCCAGCGUAUCUCAAGACUUGGUUCAUGUGAUUGUGACCCAGAACUCUUUGGCGGAGGGCAUUUCAGAGACCUUAAGGACUCUCAGUGAAAUGAGACACUAUCAAAGGCUGCCAGAUUAUGUGGUGGCAAUUUGUGCAUCAAAAAUCAGAGGAAAUGAAUUUUGUGUGGUGGUGUUAGGUCAGCACCAGUCCCGAGCUCUGGCAGAGAGCAUGCUCACCACAAGUGAGUUUUUGAAAGAAAUUAGUUAUGAGCUUAUCACAGGAAAGGUCAGUUUCCUGGCAUCACAUUUCAAAACCACAUCAUUAGGCGAUGACCUAGACAAGCUGCUGGAAAAAAUGCAACAAAGAAGAGGAGACAGUGUGGUUACCCCUUUCAAUGGAGACCUUAAUGAAUGUGUGUCACCCCAGGAGGCUGCUGCUAUGAUUCCCACACAAAACCUGGAUUUAGAUAACGAAACCUUCCACAUUUAUCAACCGCAGCUAACAGUUGCCAGAAAACUCUUAUCCCAGGUGUGUGCUAUAGCGGACAGUGGCAGCCAGAGCCUGGACCUCGGUCACUUCAGCAAAGUAGACUUCAUCAUCAUUGUCCCCAGAUCGGAGGUGUUGGUUCAGCAAACUCUUCAACGGAUUCGACAAUCAGGUGUCCUUGUAGACUUGGGUCUGGAGGAAAAUGGGACAGCCCAUCAGAGAGCAGAAAAAUAUGUUGUUCGUCUAGACAAUGAGAUUCAAACCAAGUUUGAAGUUUUUAUGAGGAGAGUGAAACAGAACCCGUACACACUGUUUGUGCUAGUUCAUGACAACUCCCAUGUGGAACUAACGAGCGUCAUUUCAGGCUCUUUGUCACAUGGCGAACCCAGUCAUGGGCUAGCUGAUAGAAUCAUUAAUUGCAGAGAAGUUCUGGAAGCUUUCAACCUCCUGGUGCUCCAGGUCAGCUCCUUCCCAUACACUCUGCAGACCCAACAGUCCCGCAUUAGCUCUAGCAAUGAGGUUCACUGGAUACAGCUGGAUACUGGGGAGGACGUGGGCUGCGAGGAGAAGCUGUACUUUGGCUUGAAUGAGUACAGCAAGUCUCUGCAGUGGGGGAUCACGAGCCCACUUCUGAGAUGUGACGAGACUUUUGAAAAAAUGGUGAACACACUCUUGGAGAGGUACCCCAGGCUGCACAGCAUGGUCGUCCGCUGCUAUCUUCUCAUCCAGCAGUACUCUGAGGCCCUGAUGGCUCUCACCACCAUGGCAUCACUCCGAGACCACAGCACACCGGAAACACUCAGCAUUAUGGAUGACCUCAUCAGCUCCCCAGGCAAAAACAAAAGUGGGAGGGGACACAUGCUCAUUAUCAGGGUGCCCUCGGUGCAGCUGGCGAUGUUAGCCAAGGAGCGGCUACAGGAGGUGCGCGACAAACUGGGUCUGCAGUAUCGGUUUGAGAUCAUCCUUGGGAACCCGACCACCGAACUCAGUGUUGCAACUCACUUUGUGGCGCGAUUAAAGAGUUGGAGAGGAAAUGAACCAGAAGAGUGGAUCCCUCGGACAUACCAAGAUUUAGAUGGUCUACCUUGUAUUGUGAUAUUAACUGGCAAAGAUCCUCUUGGAGAAACCUUUCCCAGGUCUUUGAAGUACUGUGACCUCCGGUUAAUUGACUCAAGCUAUUUAACUCGCACGGCCUUGGAGCAGGAGGUGGGUCUGGCAUGCUGCUAUGUCUCAAAAGAGGUCAUCCGGGGACCCACUGUUGCCCUGGACCUCAGCGGGAAAGAGCAGGAGAGAGCUGCUGUCAGUGAGAAUGACUCCGAUGAGCUGCUCAUCGACCUGGAGCGGCCCCAGAGCAACAGCAGCGCUGUCACAGGGACCUCGGGUUCCAUCAUGGAGAAUGGAGUGAGCUCUUCCAGCACAGCUGACAAAUCCCAGAAGCAGUCCCUGACCCCCAGCUUUCAGAGCCCAGCCACCAGCUUGGGGCUGGAUGAAGGGGUCUCCGCCAGCUCAGCUGGAGCCAGAGCCGGGGAGACUCUGAAGCAGGAGUGUGACUCCCUGGGCCCCCAGAUGGCGAGCAGCACCACCUCCAAGCCGUCAUCGUCGUCCUCAGGACCCAGGACCCUCCCAUGGCCGGGACAACCCAUCAGAGGCUGCCGGGGCCCACAUGCAGCCCUGCCACCAGUAGUGAUCCUAUCCAAAGCGGCCUACAGCCUCCUGGGCUCCCAGAAGAGUGGCAAGCUGCCAUCCUCCUCAUCCCUGCUGCCCCACGCUGACGUGGCCUGGGUGAGCUCCCUGCGGCCGCUCCUGAACAAGGACAUGAGCAGCGAGGAACAGUCCCUCUACUAUAGGCAGUGGACCUCGGCCCGGCAGCACCAUGCCGACUACAGCAACCAGCUGGACCCGGCCUCUGGCACCCGAAACUUCCACCCCCGGCGGCUCCUGCUGACAGGGCCCCCACAGGUGGGAAAGACGGGCUCCUAUUUACAGUUCCUCAGGAUCCUCUUCCGCAUGCUCAUCAGGCUUCUGGAGGUGGACGUGUAUGAUGAGGAGGAGAUCAACACCGAUCACAGUGAAAGCAGUGAAGUGAGCCAGUCAGAGGGAGAGCCCUGGCCUGACAUCGAGAGCUUCAGUAAAAUGCCUUUUGAUGUCAGUGUGCAUGACCCCAAGUACAGUUUGAUGAGCCUGGUGUAUACUGAGAAGCUGGCAGGGGUCAAACAAGAAGUGAUAAAGGAAUCCAAAGUUGAAGAGCCCAGGAAACGGGAAACUGUGUCCAUAAUGCUGACCAAAUAUGCAGCCUAUAACACCUUUCACCACUGUGAACAGUGCCGCCAGUACAUGGACUUCACCUCUGCCUCCCAGAUGUCUGACUCCACCCUUCAUGCCUUCACAUUCUCUUCUUCUAUGCUGGGAGAAGAGGUUCAGCUCUAUUUCAUCAUUCCCAAAUCCAAAGAGAGUCAUUUUGUCUUCAGCAAGCAGGGCAAGCACCUGGAGAGCAUGCGGCUGCCCCUGGUUUCAGACAAGAAUUUGAACGCAGUCAAGAGCCCUAUUUUCACUCCUUCCAGUGGUCGACAUGAGCACGGACUCCUAAACCUUUUCCACGCCAUGGAGGGCAUCAGCCACCUUCACCUCCUGGUGGUCAAAGAGUAUGAGAUGCCUCUGUACCGCAAGUACUGGCCCAACCACAUCAUGCUGGUGCUUCCCGGCAUGUUCAAUAAUGCAGGCGUGGGUGCUGCCAGGUUCCUCAUCAAGGAGCUAUCAUAUCACAACCUAGAACUGGAGAGAAACCGCCUGGAGGAGCUAGGCAUUAAACGCCAGUGUGUCUGGCCUUUCAUCGUCAUGAUGGAUGACUCAUGUGUCCUAUGGAACAUUCACAGUGUUCAGGAGCCAUCCAGCCAGCCCAUGGAAAUAGGAGUUUCCAGUAAGAAUGUGUCCUUGAAGACUGUCUUGCAGCACAUUGAAGCCACACCAAAAAUUGUCCACUAUGCAAUCUUGGGCAUACAGAAAUGGAGCAGCAAGCUGACUUCUCAGAGCCUAAAGGCCCCAUUCUCUAGGUGUCACGUGCAUGAUUUCAUUCUCCUCAACAUAGACUUGACUCAGAAUGUGCAGUAUGACUUCAACAGGUAUUUCUGUGAAGAUGUUGACUUUAAUCUGAGAACGAACAGUAGUGGCCUGCUCAUCUGCCGCUUUAAUAACUUCAGUCUCAUGAAGAAACAUGUUCAGGUUGGAGGGCAAAGGGACUUUAUCAUUAAACCAAAGAUCAUGGUGUCAGAGAGCUUAGCACCCAUCUUGCCCCUUCAAUACAUCUGUGCUCCCGACAGUGAACACACGCUACUGGCAGCCCCUGCACAGUUUCUCCUGGAGAAAUUCCUUCAGCACGCCUCAUAUAAACUCUUCCCCAAAGCCAUCCAUAACUUCAGGAGUCCUGUGCUGGCCAUUGACUGCUACCUUAACAUUGGACCAGAGGUGGCAGUAUGCUAUAUCAGCUCCAGACCCCACUCCAGCAAUGUCAACUGUGAAGGGGUGUUUUUCAGUGGACUCCUUUUGUACCUCUGUGACUCUUUUGUAGGUGCUGAUCUUCUUAAGAAAUUUAAAUUUCUAAAAGGUGCUACGCUGUGUGUCAUCUGCCAAGACAGAAGUUCCUUGCGCCAAACAAUUGUCCGCUUAGAGCUAGAAGAUGAGUGGCAGUUCCGCCUCCGGGACGAGUUUCAAACUGCUAACAGCAGUGAUGACAAGCCUCUCUACUUUCUUACUGGACGUCAUGUAUGAGCUUUUGAAGAGACCAAAAACAGCAGAAAAAUGCCUAGGUGGGAUGGGACAGAAAAAAUUUGAGUUUUUUUUUUCCUUUAAAGUACAAUCACUGUGAAGCAAAGUGCAACAUAUUUGUCUAAAUUCUCCAAAGAACUCCCCAAAUCCAAUCCAGGUCUUUGGGGACAUCACUUUCCUUCAGUUCCAAUUACAGGACCCUUAAAUUCAGGUAAACUCUACCCUAGGCAGUUAUGCAAUUACUUAAGAUACGGUCUGCCCAUGGGAUCCUGAGGAGGAUAUACUUUGGAGAGUGAAUAUGGAGUUUGCAUUAUUUUUUUCUAUUACACUAUGUUAGAGGGAAACUGACUGUCAGGAUUAACUAGCCUGAAUGUGUUACAUGAGACUCAUGCCAUUGGUGUGGAAUUAAUUGAAGAUUAACGUUUGAGGCCUGAACCCUCAGUUUCUCUUCAGAUCUGUACUUUGGUACAGUAUUACUCAGGGGUUUGAAAUGAUAGAAUGUAGACGAUAUUUGUAUUUAAAAAAAUAAGUAGCUUUGUCUUUCUCUGUGCAGUGUUAGUUUAAGAUUUAUAAUCUUCUAUGUAUUGAAACUUUUGGCAAAAUUUCCACAGGAGUUAAAAGUUUACUAUUUAAACUGAACAAACAAAUCAGUAAAUGCAGAGCAGGCAUUGUGUGCAUUUAUGCAUCUUCUCCUAGCCUAAUUCCUUUGCUUUACCCAUUCUUUAAAUGUGUUUCCAGUCUUUAAGAAUAUCUUAUCUAUGAGACUAUGGAACAGUGAUUAAUCUUUUGCAAGAAUUUGAUUAAGUCAGUUGAGUUAAGCUUUCAGCAGGUAACCUGCACCCACCAUUUGGUUAGAAUUAAGCAGUUGGCACCAGCAAACCUAAAUGUCAGGCUGAGGUUCUGUUGCAGAGUGAAACUAGUUUGCUUCCUUUCAGGGACUCAAGCAAAGCUUCCUUUAAAAGAUGCACUAAAUAUUACCACCUUACACAGACAACGCCACAGAAAUUGCCGAAUUGGGAAAUUGAGCCAUAGAAAGAGAAAUGUUUUUUUACUUAAUCUUACCAGUGACUCUUGUGAGGAGUAAGGAAGACUCCAUUAAGAGUCUUUUUGAUUCAUUAAAAUCAGCAGGGGGUGUUUGUCCAGUAUCAGCAAUGGGAGGCAUAUGUUUCUACAGAUUUCUCAAAUAUUUUAAUCAAAAACAUUAUUUUUAGAAAGUGUUCUAGACAAAACUAAGUCUUAGAAGUUUACUCUUAAAUUACUCCAGUUCUCAUCAUUGAACAAUCUCUUCAGAGUUUUCUCAUUAGCCCAUAUUUACUACUUUAUCCCCACUUCAAAUGGCCAUUUUCACUUGAAUCGAUCUUGUUUGUGACCUGAAACUACUGAGGGGCCUACUAAGCCUGCAUUUACUUAGAACAAAUAGUGUUAAUUGACCAGCUUUAUUAUCUUAUGACAACAAGGAGUUUACAAAGCUAGUGAAAACAUGGAAUGUAUUAGACUAAAAAUGGUUUGCAGAUCUCUUGGUUUUAAUAUAGCUACUUAUAAUGCUUUAACUGUAUUUUGAAGUGAACAAUUCCUUUUAACCCCAUUUUUAAUUGUCCUUCAAAGAGGACCUGCCUUAUAUAUGCUUUAAAAAAUACUCCUUAAUUUUAGUGCAGCAGAAUUUUUGGUAAAGAGGUAUGUUUUGAAGCAGUUUGGUUUAAAUAUGAAUGUAUUUCACUUGUUCCUGUUUUGUUGAAAGGGCCUAAUGCAAAUAAUACCAAGAAACCCACUGUCUGUGCAAUAUUCCAAUAACAUUUACAUAGAGCAAAUAAAAUACUUGAAAGAAUUCUAAAACAAUUGUACCUGGGGUGGAUGGCCUCUCAGGGUUUCUUCUGGCUUUAUGACUUCAUAGUUUAAAGAACUUUUUUUUUAAGUAGUUACAUCAGAUGCAGGUACUCCAUUAGUUAGGGCUGCACUCUGAAAAUUCAAAUUAUUAUUAUGAGCUCUUAAAUACUAUUUAACUCUGUGGAAGAGAUAGAUAUGCCAGAAUAAAGCCAAAAGACCAUCACCCCCAUAACAGAGAAACUGACCUGCCUAUUCUUUUCAAAGCCUAUCUUACUAAUGUUUGGAUCUUUUAAAAUCAUCUUAUCAGUAUAAUUCUUGAGUAUGUUAGGUCCUUCUUUAAGGAUAAAAUUGCACAAGCACAGGACACCAUGAUUUGUAUAUAUAUAUAUAUCCUAGUGUGUUCAGCUUUAAGCUUUGCAAUCCCUUAGGACACUGAUGUGGGAUGAAUGGAUUCGCUAGGCCCACACAGUAACUCACCUGUAGACCUGCUGAACCUCAGCAUGUAUGACAGUUCACACAGGUUAAUACUGAAUGUAAACUAAAAACUAGAAGAGAAUUGUUGUAGUCAAUUUUUUUUGGCUGUAAUUUAUGCAAUUGCUUUUUGUGAUUUUUAGAAAAUGGGGCACCUGUGUUACUUUAUUACUGUAAAAUGUUCUUAACCAAAAUUUGGUGAAUUUCACUAGUCUACCUCACAUUUUGUUAAUGAUUCAAAAUUGUCUUGUGUCUACUGUUAUGUUUUGUCCUUUGAUUUAAUUUGCUUAAUGUAUUAAAGUUAUCUCCCACCCCCUCCAAAAAGUUAUUUUUUCUUCAUAGUUUUCUGGCAUGUUAAGAAAACAAGCUCCCUGACUCUGGCAACGUCCUAAAAAGGCUGGAAGUCACAUUAUAGGUUGGACAACCAAGAUUAAAGAGAUGUUUAAAACAUAAA